AUGGCUGAACAAAAGGCCCUUCUUCUUGAGACUCCUAAGGGAGAGCUUCGCGUCAGACAAAUACCCAUCCCGAAACCCGGGCCUGGUGAACUCUUGGUAAAAAUACAUGCGACCGCUUUGAAUCCUAUAGACCAGAAAAGGCGCGAUACCGGCUUCCUCAUCCACGCUUAUCCCGCUAUCCUUGGACUCGAUGCCGCCGGAAUCGUGGAGGCUCUCGGGGAAGGCACGCAGGGAUUUGCGAAGGGCGAUAGAGUCGCAUACGAAGGACACGUUUUCUCGAAUGACAAGGCCACGUUCCAGCAAUAUUCUACGGUGCCAGCCGAGAUUGCGGUGAAACUACCGGAGAAUAUUUCUUUUGACGAGGCCGCUUCAAUCCCUCUCUGUAUCGCAACCGCAGCUGUGGGCCUCUACAGCGAAAGACCUGAAGGGGUCGGGAAGUAUACGCCUUGUUGGGAGGAAGGUGGCGAAGGUCUAUAUCGUGGAAAGCCAAUCGUCAUUUUUGGAGGAUCAUCGUCUGUAGGACAAUUUGGUAAGAGACGCCUCAUACAAUUUGCGAGGCUCUCUGGGUUUUCACCCAUCAUCACGACCGCUUCAUUGCACAAUUCCGAAUUCCUCAAAUCGCUCGGGGCAAACUAUGUCGUCGAUCGCAAAGCGGACGUUCCAGCCAAGGUUAAAGAAAUCCUCGGUGAUACACUAGUUGAGUUGGUAUACGAUUCAGUAUCCGAGAAGGAUACACAACCACAGGCAUGGGAAGUUCUCUCACCAGGCGGGACACUGGUCUUGGUUCGUCGAGAUGUACAUGUCGACAAGAACAAGGGAAAGACAGUGAUUGAUACCAUUUUUGCGGAUUUCCACGGCCCAGAGUUGCGGCAGUUUGGUGCAAGCUUGCAGAGCAAGCUGACACGCCUGCUUGAAAAUGGGACGAUCAAGCCGAAUCGCGUCGAGGUGCUCCCUAAUGGCCUGGCUGGAAUCUCGGAUGGACUGGAUCGGAUAAAGGAAAAUAAAGUGAGUGGGAUAAAGCUUGUGUCCCGUCCCUUUGAAACUGUGUAA
This is a messenger RNA of Fomitiporia mediterranea MF3/22, 1050 nucleotides long. RefSeq names its product GroES-like protein. The coding region runs from base 1 to 1050 and encodes 349 amino acids. The transcript has 5 exons. Gene Ontology annotation, molecular function: oxidoreductase activity, acting on NAD(P)H. The record is from RefSeq and is a predicted model, not a curated record. Lineage: Eukaryota; Fungi; Basidiomycota; Agaricomycetes; Hymenochaetales; Hymenochaetaceae.